This is a messenger RNA of Daphnia pulex (common water flea), 2903 nucleotides long. It is a transcript of the gene Syt4, whose product is annotated as synaptotagmin-4-like. Gene Ontology annotation, biological process: vesicle fusion; calcium-ion regulated exocytosis; regulation of dopamine secretion. Gene Ontology annotation, cellular component: axon; membrane; synapse. NCBI's taxonomy places the organism in Eukaryota, Metazoa, Arthropoda, Branchiopoda, Diplostraca, Daphniidae. The record is from RefSeq and is a predicted model, not a curated record. The transcript has 9 exons. Gene Ontology annotation, molecular function: calcium-dependent phospholipid binding; phosphatidylserine binding; clathrin binding. The coding region runs from base 781 to 2319 and encodes 512 amino acids.
UUCGGAUAGCGCCAGCCAGAAGGACAUGGGUUGAAUGUUUGAAAACUUUGUCAUUUAACUUCCGGUAAAGUCAGCUGUGCCAUCUAGGAAGUGGAAUUCCGAGGUUAACGGCAGGAACUAGCCAUCAGAUUAGCGGGAUAUUUCCGGCAAUCAAUGAUUGUGGGACCAAACCCAGCAGAGACAGAAAAGUGGAAAAAAGGAGAACGGUAACUAAUUCAUGUUGCAUGAUUCAUCCACACAUUUUUUUCCCCAUUCUUCGGUUGACGUCAGAGAGUCAGAAGCCCCUGCCUGUAGGACGUUGACAACGGCUUUAAUUGAUGCGAGUAGACGGGAGAAAGUGCCAUGUCUCUCGGGACUGUAGUUAAGCUUCAGCGAGAAGAAGAAGAAGAGAUGGUGGGGGUAGUAUAUUGUAGGAGUUGGCGGGGUUGCGCGGUGGAGCGGCGCGUCGUUCCGGUGACGAGACAGACGUGAAUCGGGUAUAGAACGCAGUGAACAAAGUUCAACACCAGGAAGUAAGUGUGCGUGCGUUGUGUGUGUCCCCUUUUGUAGAAAAAAAAAACCCUCAUUUUCCUAGAGAAUCAUUUCAAUUAUUCACACACAAGAUAUUUGACACUGUCAGAAAAAAAAGUUUGAGCCCUCCGACUUUGAAUUCCGUCCAUAUAGAGUCACAAUAGCCCCUGGGGCUGUGCUGUUGUCGGAUUCAUAGAAAGACCAACGAGUUGGAAGAGCAAUCAUCACCACCACUACAAUCAUCAAGGACUGACACCCUUCGGAGAGGAAAUGAAGGAAGGAGACGGGCCCGAUGUUGAACCAUUGAACCAUUUGAGCACUCCGGCGGUCGUGGGAAUCUGUCUAGGAGGUGUUGUGCUCCUGAUCUCCGUCGCCGCCGUCAGUUGUUUUUGUUAUCGCGGACAUCACCAGCAAACAAGGAGCACCAAGAAAGCUCGGUCGCCCGGCAGUCACAUCGGAUCAGAGAACAGACCGUUGGCUUUCCGUAAGCCGGUGGCGGUCAAAAGCCCUAACAACCCGCAGCAAUUGACUCACUCGUAUCCCGUCAGCGGAGGAUCAUCGGUUGCCAUCAGCCACCACCUCAAGAAAUCGCCAAGUCCGACAGGAGCCAAAACUCCUCCUGGCUCCUGUCCCAUCGGCAAAUCUCCUAGUCCACUUUCCGCGACGACGCCUUCGACGCUGACCCCAACUUAUGAAACGAGCAGCCCGCAGGUGAGCCGGAAAAACUCUCUGAUCUCGGGAUGUUCUCGUUCCGUCAUCAACGCCCUCCAAGAGGAAGGGCAGCAGCGCGAGACUGUCAUCCGCUUUCAAUUGGAGAACGAGGUCACUCAUCCAGCGGAAUUGAUGAAAAGUGACUUGGUAGCAUCCGCUUCCGCAAACCUCCCCGGCGGAGAAAUCGACUUGGCAAAGAUGGAAUGCGGAGGCGGAUCCAACAAACUGGGACAACUCUACUUUAAAGUCAGGCACAAUGUUGAAAAGAGUACGCUCAACAUCACCGUGGUCAGAUGCCAAGGACUGCCGGCUCGUGAUUCCAACAUCGGUUCCAGCGAUCCUUAUGUCAAACUCCAAUUGCUGCCCGACAAACACCACAAGGUCAAGACCCGCGUCCUUCGUCGCACUCUCAAUCCCGUCUACGACGAAGACUUUACUUUUUACGGAAUCGGCGAAAACCAACUUCAGAGCUUGACGCUCCAUUUCGUCGUUCUGUGUUUCGAUCGAUACUCGAGAGAUGACGUCAUUGGCGAAGUGUUGCUGCCAGUUAACGAAGCUCUGGAGGAAAUGACAGAUUCAGUCGAUUCCAACAAUACUGCAGACAACGGAAACCACUCUAGCGCUCUACUAUUCCGAGAUAUUGCGCCACGCAGUCAUAAGAUGAGGACUCACGGAAGAGGCGAGCUUCUGGUGUCGCUUUGUUAUCAACCGCAAGCUUCUCGACUAACAGCCGUCGUCCUGAAAGCUCGUAACAUUCCCCGCAUGGACAUGACCGGCCUUGCUGAUCCUUACGUCAAGAUUUAUCUUGUGCACAAUGGACAACGAGUGGCCAAGAAGAAGACGCACGUCAAGAAGCGCACGCUGAAUCCCGUUUUUAACGAGUCGUUUGUUUUCGACUUGCCGGCCAGCGCCACUUCACUGGACAAUAUCAGUCUCGAAUUUCUCGUCCUCGACUGGGACCGCGUCACCAAAAAUGAGGUGAUUGGACGUUUGGAAUUGGGCGGAGCCAAGACGAUCGGAACGGCCUUGCAUCACUGGAACGAGGUCUUGAAUUCUCCACGUCGUCAAAUCGCCGAAUGGCACAAACUGAAGGAUUGAAUCCGGCCGCAUUGAUCACCCAUCAAAAGGUGAAACCAUCGCGUCAACUCCAACCUUUUUCCCUCCCAUUGGAACAUAUUAUUUCCUCCCCUCGAACGUUAUUAUCUAUUUAAAUAUAUACAUAUUUACUUCUAACACGAUUCGAUCUAUGUUUGCUAUUGUGUCACGGAUUCUAUUGCUGCUCGCUGUAGACUGGAAAGCUUUUUAUACGUGAACAAUCCACCCCGAAAUGUUAUUUCCUCCUUGCUGUCCACACGCCUCUUUAUCACAAUUCAAUUCGCUACAAAAAGCUAUACACACUUUUCCAUCCACUAAACUAUAUCAAUCGGAAGAACCGGCGGCCACAUUAUUUAUUUUCGUUGCCUGGACGAAAUGACGAGGAAUUAUUUCUAUAAAUACAAGGAUAACGGCAUCUUUCCUGCUGUGCUGCUACGAAGAAGAAAACGUUUUCAUCGGCUCCUUUGUUUCCCCCUUUUUUGGUCUGGUUCCGAAAACAGAAAUUGUUGACAAAAAUUUUCAUGUGAUGACGAAAUGAUGUAAAACGCGACAAUGAAGAAAUCAAUACACAUCAGUUUAUUGGGCAA